Messenger RNA from Hyla sarda, 1871 nucleotides. RefSeq names its product NADPH oxidase organizer 1-like. Gene Ontology annotation, molecular function: protein binding; superoxide-generating NADPH oxidase activator activity; phosphatidylinositol binding. The record is from RefSeq and is a predicted model, not a curated record. Gene Ontology annotation, biological process: superoxide anion generation. Bases 363 to 1826 code for a protein of 487 amino acids. Lineage: Eukaryota; Metazoa; Chordata; Amphibia; Anura; Hylidae. The transcript is spliced from 8 exons.
UAUAGACACCAAAGUUGGACACCAAAGCGCAUCUUCACCAGCUUAGACAAAAAUCCUAGCACCAUCCCAGCCUUACACCGACCUUUCCAUUCUAGGUGAGGUGUGAAGGGUGUAACACUCAUCUUCUGCAUUCCCCUAAUACUUUGGAUUUCUUCCAUAAUGAAUGGCUCCAGUAUGAUAACGUUUUUACGAUUUGUGUGAUAAGGUGAGGUGUUUGCACUGGCGCUAGGAUUAUUGAUUGAUCUUCUCAGGUGCUCGGUCUCUAAACAAAAACUGGGAGGUAAGAAAGGGACAAAAGGAACGCAAUACAAUUUGGGUCUGUUUUAUGAAAAGCCAGCCCUCCACCCCCUCCUUCACUGUGUAUGAAUUGUAGUGUUGUAGAGGUGAGGAGCUCAGUGUGUGUGCAGGUGACAGAGACGGGAGACAUGAGUCGGUACCCAGUAGAAGCCAAGGCUGUCGGACUGGUGCAGCAUGAUAGACAGAAGCUCUACAUGUUCUCCAUUCUCUGGUCGGACUGUAAUGAUAUUCUCAUAUACAGGACAUGUGACGACUUCAAGAAUCUCUCCAAAUUACUCGCACAGAAGUUCCCACUGGAGGCGGGCGCGGUCAAUAAAGAAGAGAGAAUUCUUCCCAUACUUAAAGAUGUCCCAUUGUUGUUCCGUAGUAAGUUCUCCAAUCGGUUCUUGGAGAGGCUCCAUCUAUUAGAAAAGUAUUGCAAGGAACUUCUUCAGACCGACCCCAAGAUCUCCCAGUGUGAAGAGGUUAUCCAGUUUUUUACUCCUAACAAGCAGGACCUUUCUCCGUCCUUUCCUGAAAACAGUAUGGUGAUAAUGCCAUCAGACAAAGACCAACAAAAGCAGGUUACCCACCCACCCAAGUCAACAAAGCCCACCACCACCCAGCCCAUCAUAUCAGAAGCCUACGUCUGCAUCGAUGCCUUUGAGACCAAAGAUACUAAGAACAGGUCAUUCAAGGUGAAGAAGAAUCAACUCAUUGAUGUUCUUAUCAAAGAUCCUUCUGGCUGGUGGUUGGUGGAGAAUGAAGAGAAACACCUGGCAUGGUUUCCGGCUCCUUAUCUGAGAAAGGCCGAGCCUGUAGAUAAUACUGACUCAAAGAGGAAAUCAUUCUAUAAAGGACUGUAUUACUAUGCAGAGAAGGGCUACGAGGCGCAGCACACCGAUGAAAUCUCCCUGACGGUCGGCGUUGUGGUCGAGGUGAUAGAGAAAUCCGAAAUUGGAUGGUGGCUGAUUUGUUACAAUGGAAGAUUUGGGUACGUCCCAUCCAUGUUCCUCAAGCCAUAUAAAAAUCCACACCAAAAACUGCAGGUGACCUUAGACCAUAACCUGUCCGGCUCCUCUCCAAAUCUCUCCAAGAUAGUAAACAAUCUAGAUACAGACUCCGACCCCCAAUAUAGGACAUAUGAGGUCGGGACCCCCAAGGGGAAGCUACAACGGAUGAAAUCAAUAUCAUUGGAUGCUCUCAAUGAGGGAUCUGACCUGACUUCAGUCACGUCGAGCAGACAGAGUAAUGUAUAUGUGGAAUGGGAGAUAAAGAAAGACAAGGAGCUCACGUCUCCUUCCAUGAGCGGGAACCCAAGAUCUGUCCACACAGUGGCCUCCAUCCAUGAGCGGAAGAUGGGUGAUGACAUGGAGGGAAAAGAAAGGAAAGAUUCUGGAUUUGAGGAACGUCUGUCACCACGGACAUCCAUCUCCUCAGACGAUGCCGGCCCCACACCACCAGCUCUACCACAAAGGCCUACAUUGGAGGAGAUCCGGUCCAGAUGCACCACCAUAACCAGGAAUGCCGCUCUACAGGGAAGUGUAUGAACCGGUGCACAGGAAGUGACAUAAGGAAGUAGACAUGUUUAUCAA